AUGGCACACGUUUUCUACGUGGCACCUUUCUUUCUCUGUCUAACUAAGCUCAGCGUCGGCCAGAGGGAAGUAACCGUUCAAAAAGGACCGCUGUAUAGAGCUGCAGGUUACCCAGUCAGCAUUGGCUGCCAUGUCACUGGCCAUCAGGGACCUUCCCUGCAGCAUUUCCAGUGGUCUGUUUACCUGCUGACAGCCCCGGCCAGGGAAGUCCAGAUCAUUAGCACCAACGAUGACACCUUCUCUUACGCAAUGUACGCUCAGCGAGUACGAAACAAGGACAUCUAUGUGGAGAGGUUGCAGGACAACUCAGUCCUGUUGCACAUCUCAAAGCUCCAGAUGCAGGACGCUGGCGAGUAUGAGUGUCACACUCCAAACACUGAUGGAAAAUACUAUGGAAGUUACAGUGCGAAGACCAACCUAACUGUCAUUCCAGAUACCCUCUCUGCCACCAUGAGUUCCCAGACUCUCAGUAAGGAGGAAGGUGAGCCUCUAGAACUUACCUGCGAAGCAUCCAAAGCCACAGCUCAACACACUCACCUCUCCAUCACCUGGUACCUGAUGCAGGAAGGAGGAGGGAGCCAAGCCACCAGCAUUAUUUCUCUCUCCAGAGAUUUUGUCUUGACCCCUGGGCCCUCRUAUGCAAAGAGGUUCGCAGCUGGCGAUGUGCAGCUCGACAAGCUUGGGACUGCCACCUUCAGACUGUCCAUAGGCCAUCUCCAGCCCUCAGAUCAAGGCAAACUGUUCUGUGAAGCAGCCGAGKGGAUCCAGGAUCCAGAUGAAACCUGGACAUUCAUCACGAAAAAGGAGACAGAUCAAACAACUCUGAGGGUCCAGCCAGCAGGGAGAGAUUUUAAAGUCAGCAUCACAGCAGAGAGCACGUCUGCCGAAGGGAAGCCCUUGGAGCUGGUCUGCCUGGUGGUGGGCAGUGUGCGGGACCCACAGCUUCAGGGCUUCUGGUUCCUCAAUGGGACUGAAAUCGCCAGCAUUGACGCCCGUGGAGUCCUGGACCUGAGGAUGGGCUACAAAGACAGAGCGAGUCAAGGACGGCUCCAGGUUUCCAAGAUGAACCCGAAGGCUUUCUCUCUCAAGAUCUUCUCUGCGGGCCCAGAGGAUGAAGGCGACUACAGUUGUGCAGUGGCAGAGGUGGUGAGAGCUCCGACGGGCUCCUGGCAGGUGCUUCAGAGGGAGCAGUCACCGGUCAGCCACGUGCGCCUGAGGGAGCCAGCAGCAAGAAGCGUGGUCAUAUCUACCAGACAGCAAGCUGUGUGGGAAGGAGAGGCGCUUGCCCUUCUCUGCAAGGCCAGUGGGGUGGAGAGUCCUCUAUCCGUGACCUGGUGGCACAUCCCACAGGACCAGACCCAGCCCAAGCUUGUGGCUGGCAUGGCGCAGGAUGGCACUGUGCAGUUGGGUGUCUCCUCUGGGGACCCCGGUUACCAUGGCAACACGAGGCUGGCGAAGUUGGACUGGGCCACCUUCCAGCUGGAGAUCACCUCCAGCACUGUCUCGGACAGCGGUGUGUACGAGUGCAGAGUGUCCGAAGRGUCCCAGAACCAGGCCAGAGGUCGGCACUGGACGCACAAGAUUUCGGUCACCGUCAGAUCUCUGAACUCAAGUUUACAAGUUAAUCUGCUGAGCCGUCAGCCACAAGUGAAGUUAGGGGACACCUUUGACCUGUCCUGYAUAGCGGGGGCUGACUACUCUGACCUCAGACUGCCUCUCACUAUGAGGUGGCGGUUCCAGCCAGAUGGGUCUCAAGCCUUUCGUCAGCUAGUUCGAGUCACUCACAAUGGCAUCAUCGAAUGGGGGGAUUCCCUGUCCCAGUUCCAAAAGAAGACGAAGGUUUCACAGUCUUCAUUUCGUGCUCAACUCCUCAUCCAUGAUGCCUCUGAGGAAGAGACRGGAAAGUAUGAGUGUGAAGUGGAAGUGUAUGACAGAAAUCCCCUACCCACAGAUAGCCCAGCCAGGGCUUCUGCCGUCUCUCACCCAUUGAGGAUAGUGGUCACUUUACCAGAGAGCAAGCUAAAAGUGAACUCAAGAGAUCAAUCCCAGGAGAUCUCCAUCAUCUCCAACACCAAUAUAGAAUGUAACAUCUUAUCUCGGACCAUUGGAAACCUUCAGUUAGCAAUUAUUUGGUAUUUUUCUCCCAUUUCUUCUAAUGCAUCCUGGCUCAGGAUCCUGGAGAUGGACCAAACCAGUGUUGUAAAAUAUGGGAAUGAAUUUCAUACCCCACAGAAAAAACAAAAAUUUCAUAUGGAGAAAGUUUCCCAAGACUUGUUUCAGCUACAUAUUCUAAGUGUGGAAGACAGUGAUCAGGGCAGAUAUUACUGUGCCGUGGAGGAAUGGCUCUUGUCUACAGACGGUACCUGGAAGAAGCUGGGAGUAAAGAAGUCGGGACUAACAGAACUGAAGCUCAGGCCCACAGGAAGGAAGGUUCAAGUCUCCAAAGUUCACCAGAUGGAAAAUGCUACCGAGCACAGGGAGGUGGCCCUCAGCUGCAGCCUGGAGAGCUCGGGCGGCGAGGCCUCCCUGUACUCUGUGACGUGGUUCAGGAGCAGAGGAGACACGAGGAGCCAGAUGCUGGUGCACCUGCACCACGAUGGCUUGCUGGAGUACGGCGAAGAGGGGCGCAGGGGGCACCUGCACUGUGCCCGGGCUUCCCCUACAGACUUUGUCCUGAAGCUUCAUGCGGUGGAGAUGGAGGACGCCGGCAUGUACUGGUGCAGAGUGGCGGAAUGGCAACUUUAUGGUCACCCAGGCAAGUGGGUCAGCCAAGCAUCGGAUGAGUCGCAGCAAAUAGUGCUCAGGGUGCUGCCUUCAGAGACCACGUUUCCUUCCCGGAUCUGCUCCUCGACACCUUUACUCUACUUUCUUGUCAUCUGUCCCUUGGUCAUGUUCGUUCUUCUGCUCAUUUCCCUCCUCUGCUUAUCCUGGAAGGCCAAAAAGCUGUCGCAGCUGAGUCUCAGAGCUCAGAAAGACAAGUCUCUUUGGGUGGGUCUGAACGGAGCUGAAGGCUGGACUACAGACAGGAGGAAGCACCAAGAGGAAGAUGAAGACAACUGA
Messenger RNA from Urocitellus parryii (Arctic ground squirrel), 3060 nucleotides. It is a transcript of the gene Cd101, whose product is annotated as CD101 molecule. The record is from RefSeq and is a predicted model, not a curated record. Lineage: Eukaryota; Metazoa; Chordata; Mammalia; Rodentia; Sciuridae. Gene Ontology annotation, cellular component: membrane.